This is a messenger RNA of Labrus mixtus (cuckoo wrasse), 2725 nucleotides long. It is a transcript of the gene eif3ba, whose product is annotated as eukaryotic translation initiation factor 3, subunit Ba. Gene Ontology annotation, cellular component: eukaryotic translation initiation factor 3 complex. The record is from RefSeq and is a predicted model, not a curated record. The transcript is spliced from 19 exons. Gene Ontology annotation, molecular function: translation initiation factor binding; RNA binding; translation initiation factor activity. The coding region runs from base 129 to 2171 and encodes 680 amino acids. NCBI's taxonomy places the organism in Eukaryota, Metazoa, Chordata, Actinopteri, Labriformes, Labridae. Gene Ontology annotation, biological process: translational initiation.
UUCCGUCUCAUCGUCCAUUUUCACGUAAUCGCACAUGGUGCCGCACCGGCCCGAGGACCGCCAGCCUCUUCGUAUUUCUGAUUCUGCUUAUUUUGUGGCGAGAAAUCCGUCUCGUAACCCCCCGAUAGAUGCAAGACACGGUGGAUAUGGUGGACGACCCAGAGUAUGAAGAGGAAGAGCCUUCCUUCAGCGACCCUGAGGACUAUGAGGAUGACGUCGACGAUGAGGAGCUCCUUGGUGACAUCCUGAAAGACAAGCCUCAGGAAGCUGAUGGCAUCGACUCUGUGGUUGUGGUUGACAACGUCCCUCAGGUCGGCCCGGAGCGUUUGGAGAAACUCAAGAACGUCAUACACAAGAUUUUCUCCAAAUUUGGCAAAAUCACCACUGAGUUCUAUCCAGAGGCUGAUGGCUUGACCAAAGGGUAUAUCUUCUUGGAGUAUGGUGGACCUACUCAGGCCCUUGAGGCAGUAAAGAACGCAGAUGGAUACAAACUGGACAAACAGCAUACGUUCAGGGUCAAUCUCUUCACUGACUUUGACAAGUACAUGAACAUCAGUGAUGAGUGGGAAACUCCAGAGAAGCAGCCUUUCAAAGACUUUGGUAACAUGCGUCACUGGAUUGAGGACCAAGAUUGUCGCGACCAAUACAGUGUGAUUUACGAAGCCGGAGAAAGGACUGCCAUUUUCAAUAACGAUGCAAAGGACCCAGUCAUAAGUGAAGAGAGAGCACGCUGGACAGAGACAUAUGUGCGCUGGUCUCCUAAAGGCACUUACCUGGCCACCUUCCAUCAACGGGGCAUUGCAUUGUGGGGCGGCGAGAAGUUCAAGCAGAUUCAGAGGUUCAGUCAUCAGGGGGUUUCCCUCAUUGACUUCUCACCAUGUGAAAGGUACGUGGUGACCUUCAGUCCUCUGAUGGACACCAAAGAGGACCCUCAGGCCAUCAUCAUCUGGGACAUUCUGACUGGGCAGAAGAAGAGAGGUUUCCAUUGCGAGAGCUCUGCACACUGGCCCAUUUUCAAGUGGAGUCAUGAUGGGAAAUUCUUUGCCAGGAUGACCACAGACACUCUGAGCAUCUAUGAGACCCCAUCCAUGGGCCUGCUAGACAAAAAGAGUCUCAAGAUUACCGGGAUCAAGGACUUCUCCUGGUCUCCUGGGGACAACAUCAUAGCAUUCUGGGUGCCUGAAGACAAAGACAUCCCAGCCAGAGUGACUCUGAUGCAGAUGCCUUCCCGUCAGGAGAUCCGUGUCCGCAACCUCUUCAACGUGGUCGACUGCAAACUGCACUGGCAGAGAAACGGAGAUUACCUAUGUGUGAAGGUGGACAGGACUCCUAAAGGAACACAGGGUGUGGUCACCAACUUUGAAAUCUUCCGCAUGAGAGAGAAGCAGGUUCCUGUUGAUGUGGUGGAGAUGAAGGAGGGCAUAAUUGCAUUUGCAUGGGAACCAAAUGGCAGCAAGUUUGCUGUUCUGCACGGAGAACCUCCCAGAAUCAGUGUCUCCUUCUAUCAUGUCAAAAACAACGGCAAGAUCGAGCUCAUAAAAAUGUUUGACAAGCAGCAGGCCAACAGCAUCUUCUGGAGCCCACAGGGACAGUUUUUGGUGCUUGCUGGACUCAGGAGCAUGAAUGGAGCUCUUGCAUUUGUGGACACGUCAGACUGCACCAUGAUGAACAUAGCCGAGCACUACAUGGCGUCUGACGUGGAGUGGGACCCGACCGGUCGCUACGUCGUCACCUCUGUCUCCUGGUGGAGCCACAAGGUGGACAAUGCGUACUGGCUGUGGACAUUCCAGGGCCGUCUUCUUCAGAAGAACAACAAGGACCGGUUCUGUCAGUUGCUCUGGAGACCCAGACCUCCCACCCUGCUCAGCUCAGACGCAAUCAAGCUGAUCAAGAAGGAUCUGAAGAAGUACUCAAAGAUCUUUGAGCAGAAGGAUCGUCUGAGCCAGUCCAAGGCUUCCAAGGAGCUGGUGGAUAAGCGCAGAUCCAUGAUGGAAGACUACCGUCGCUACAGGGAGACAGCGCAGCAGACCUAUCUGGAACAGAAGGACCUCCGCCUCGAGCUCAGAGCAGGAGUGGACACUGAUGAACUGGAUAGCAAUGUGGAAGACUGGGAGGAGGAGACCAUUGAGUUUUUUAUCAACGAAGAAAUCAUUCCCCUUGGCGAUCUGUAGUCCCCUACGCAGUCCAUCCGAUUUUGUGUGGAAGGAGGAGAGAAGAAGUGCUUCAUUGAUAGGAGAAGGACGACGACCACCCUGUGAAUCUUGAGGUUCAAAAUCAAAAGCCUCAACAUUUAACUUAAGUGACAUCAUCAAAGCCCGCCUUACUGAUCAGCAGCCACAUCAAGAAACGAGAGAUAAUACUUUGUGUUGAAUAUUCUCUACUUGUCUCUUCACCAUCACCUGCCCCAUUUUGUUAUUUCUCUCUGGAAGUUAACAUAUGACAAUACUGCCUUCUUUUUCUAUUCAUGAAUUGGAGAUACUCACUCUCUAAUCUCUUAUUGGACCUUCUUAUUACGGGGAGUUGUUUUAAACGUCACCAUGGUAGUUAGGGCAGCACAGAGUGCCAUACCAGUCUGGGUUGGAGGUUUUCUAACCAAACAAGUAACCAUCUUAAAAAUUGUGCUGAUGUGGCGCUAUAGUGGCCUGUAUCCUCCUCCUUUCCGACUCCGCUUUCACACAGGGAGAGGGCAUGCAGCGGGAAUAACUUUAAAUAAACCAUCAAACAC